Molecule: messenger RNA, 399 nt
Organism: Acyrthosiphon pisum (pea aphid)
Lineage: Eukaryota; Metazoa; Arthropoda; Insecta; Hemiptera; Aphididae
Exons: 2
Coding region: 1-399 (132 amino acids)
Molecular function (GO): protein dimerization activity
Source: RefSeq, a predicted model, not a curated record
AUGAUAAAUACUUUUGCAAAAGAAUGGCCAAAUGACAUCAAGGGAUCUACUGAUGAUUUUAUAGCUGAGAUGACCAUGUGGCACAGACAUUGUUUAAAUAUGUCAAAGGAUAAACGGCCUAGAACAUUUAUUGAGACUCUCAAAAAUUGUAAUUCUGCAUUGUAUCCAUCAAUACAUACAUUUUUGCAGAUUGGUGCAACUCUACCCGUUUCUGUGGCAAUAAGUGAACGGUCUUUUUCUUGUCUUCGAAGAUUAAAAACAUAUCUGCGCAACAAGACUGGUGAGGAGAGAUUAAAUGGAUUGAUGCUAUCAAACUUAUACAGGGACGUGGAAGUGACUUGUGAAGAGGUCAUUGACAUAAUGGCAAAAAAAACAAGACGCAUAGAUCUCGUUUUAUAA